Messenger RNA from Geosmithia morbida, 624 nucleotides. Its product is annotated as adenylylsulfate kinase. Gene Ontology annotation, biological process: sulfate assimilation. Bases 1 to 624 code for a protein of 207 amino acids. The record is from RefSeq and is a predicted model, not a curated record. The transcript has 3 exons. NCBI's taxonomy places the organism in Eukaryota, Fungi, Ascomycota, Sordariomycetes, Hypocreales, Bionectriaceae. Gene Ontology annotation, molecular function: adenylylsulfate kinase activity; ATP binding.
AUGGCUACCAACAUUACUUGGCACCCUUCGCUCUCGCGCAAGGAGCGCUCUGAGCUCCGCAAGCAGCGUGGUCUCACCCUUUGGCUCACCGGUCUCUCCGCCUCGGGCAAGUCGACUGUUGCCACUGCUCUCGAGCAGCACCUCCUCCACCUCGGUGUUCCUUCCUACCGUCUCGAUGGUGACAACGUCCGAUUCGGUCUGAACAAGGACCUCGGAUUUUCUGAGAAGGAUCGCAACGAGAACAUCCGUCGUAUCUCUGAGGUCGCCAAGCUUUUUGCCGACUCCUCCACCAUUGCCAUCACCUCCUUCAUCUCCCCCUACAGAGCAGACCGUGACUUGGCCCGUGAGCUCCACAGCCAGACCACCCAGGAUGACCAACCCCUCCCCUUCGUCGAGGUGUUCGUCGACGUUCCUCUUGAGGUCGCCGAGCAGCGUGACCCCAAGGGUCUCUACAAGAAGGCUCGCGCCGGUGAGAUCAAGGAGUUCACUGGUAUCUCUGCCCCCUACGAGGCCCCCCUCAACCCUGAGAUCACCAUCAAGACCCACGAGAAGUCGGUCGAGGAGUGCGUUGUCCAGAUCACCGAGUGGCUCGUCGCCCAGGGCUACAUUCCCAGGUCGGCUUAA